AUGGAAUUAUGUUUUUAUAAUUCAAAAAAUGGAUACUUGGAAGCUUUUUUAAGAGGGUUGCGUGGUAGUUUUUUAACCCCAGAUGAAUAUAAGAAAUUAACCGAAGUUGAUACUCUUGAUGAUUUUAAAUCGGUUUUAGAAGACACAGAUUAUGGAUCAUUUAUGAUGGAUGAGCCUUCCCCAAUUGCUGUUACAACUAUAGCACAAAAAUGUAAAGAAAAAAUGGCACAUGAGUUUAAUUAUAUAAGAGCCCAAGCUGAAGAGCCGUUAAGAACAUUCCUAGAUUAUAUUGCAAAAGAAAAAAUGAUAGAUAAUGUUAUAAGUUUAAUACAAGGGACAUUAAAUAAAAAACCUCCUGAAGAGUUAUUGUCACGUGUUGACCCAUUGGGAUCUUUUCCACAAAUGAAAGCUAUCACUUCGAUGGAUGUUCAAAACUCUCAUGAUGAUGUUUUAAAAAUUUUAUUGAUUGAUACACCCAUAGGUAGCUAUUUUGAUAAAUAUAUAUCAGCCAAUUCGUCAAAUGAAAAAAACAAUAUGUCAACAAUACUUAAUGAAAUGGAUAUUGAAAUUUUAAGGAAUACAUUAAAAAAGGCAUGGUUAGAAGAUUUUUAUGAUUUUAUUAAAAAAUUAGGAGGUAAAACAGAAGAAGUUAUGGGACAUAUUUUAAAAAGUGUAGCAGAUUUUAGAGUGUUGUCUGUUACAUUAAACACAAUAAAUUCGAGUUUAAGUCUUGAAUUACAAAAAGAUAGAAAUGAUAUGUUUCCAUGUUUUGGGUAUUUAUAUCCUGAAGGAACAGAUAAAAUUAGAAAAUGCUGGAAUAAUGAAACUGUUCAAGCCGCUUUAGAAAAUUAUCCUGUAUAUUAUAACUUAUAUGAAGAAUGCAAACAAUUCUAUAUUAAAAAUGAGAAUGCUAUUGAAAAGAAAUUUGUCGAUCAUAAAAUAAAAUCUUUAGAAGAUUUGUUGUAUGUGAAACUUGUCAAAUUAUGUGAAACUGCUUUUGAUCAACAUUGCCAUUUUGGAAUAUUUUAUGCAUGGGUAAAAUUAAAAGAACAAGAAAUUAGAAAUAUCAUUUGGAUCUCAGAUAUGAUUUUAAUGAAUAGAAAAGAUUGCAUUGACAGCAUCAUUCCUAUAUUCGAGCCACAUAUAUAG
This is a messenger RNA of Plasmodium vinckei vinckei, 1149 nucleotides long. Its product is annotated as ATP synthase (C/AC39) subunit, putative. The coding region runs from base 1 to 1149 and encodes 382 amino acids. The transcript has a single exon. Gene Ontology annotation, biological process: vacuolar acidification; vacuolar transport; proton transmembrane transport. Gene Ontology annotation, molecular function: proton-transporting ATPase activity, rotational mechanism. Gene Ontology annotation, cellular component: vacuolar proton-transporting V-type ATPase complex; proton-transporting V-type ATPase, V0 domain. The record is from RefSeq and is a predicted model, not a curated record. Lineage: Eukaryota; Apicomplexa; Aconoidasida; Haemosporida; Plasmodiidae.